AUGAGUGAUUUUCUCAAGAAAUUAAUUGAUAAAGAUUUGAUGGCUUAUACGGAAACUCUUCAAAUAAGUAUUGAAACUGAAACUAAACUUCAGAAAUGGAAGUUUGGUGAUAUACUAAGUCAGUUUUUAGCAAUGAUAGAUAAAGAAAUGAAUAUUUUAAUUGAAUUGAAAAAUAUUGAGCAAAAGAAACGAUCAUCUUUUGACUUACACGCCAGGGUCUUGUUUAUUGAUACCUUUGAGUCACUGAGAAAAUUGAUUACAAAGCAACGUCUUUUCGACCAUGAUAUAUCAGCUGAAAAUCAACUUUACUACAUAAUUCUCCCAACAGAAGUAUCAGGUUUGGCGGUUGACCAAACCUUCCUCGAACAGGUCAUGUAUUUUUGUUCGAAAAACUUUAUAGUUAAUCUUAACGUUCUUGUUGAAAACGAAAGGGAAGAUAUUAUAACAGCUUACACAUACUAUCCAUUUACACAAAAAAGUUGUAGAGACUAUUCACCAAUCGUUCAAAAUCGCCUCAUAGAUGGGAAAAUUCAGUUUAAUGAUCACCAAACUUUUCCCUCGAAAUUUAAUAACUUCUGGCAGUGCCCUCUGGUGGUAGCUAUAUCCGAAGAACCUCCGUUUAUAGUUGUUGAAGAUGGUGAAAUAUCAGGAAUUGAUGGAUGGUAUCUUAACACUCUAGCUGGGGUGAUGAAUUUUUCAAUCAACGCCAUUUUGUCUGAAGAUACGGCGGGAAAAACUAGCCCAACCAAUGGAACCGUUAAUGGAGUUUUUAAAAUGAUGAAUGAAGGCUUUGGAGACUUCUCUUUGGGCGGAUCUUUCUGUGACGUUUUCCGAAUGUCACAAUUUUCCUCGACAACCGACUAUUUCACAACAUAUCUCAAAAUUAUUGUAAAAUUUCCCAAGCCGUACAGUUCUCUAGAGAUCUUACUAUUGCCAUUUGACCAUUAUACCUGGUUCACACUUCUGCUAAUCUUGAUUGCUAAAUGGAUUGGUAACCUUUUCUGGAAAAGGAAUUCUAUCGAAAUGGCAAGCUUCGAGAAAUCCUCUGCAAGAUUUCACAUAUUUACUUGGCUCUUCAGCAUUCUCAUCCUACAAAGCUCCUACGAAGGUUCAAUUUUCAAAUUUCUCCAUAACAACCCAAGAAGAGAACUGCCUUCUAGCUUAGAAGAAGCACUUGCUGAUGGAUACACAAUCAUAGCCAAAUCCACAUACUACACAGCUUUAAAACAAAUCAGUGAUUUUUCAGAUCGAUUUAUUUUCAUUGAUGCUUCACAGCCAAAGCUUAUUGAAGAAUUCAAUCGUAAAGAGGGAAAAUAUGCUUUGGUUAUAUUUGGUGAACUGCUUAGCAAAAAUACAAGUGAAGAAGCAAAAUAUAGACAAUUUAUCACCGUGAAAAAUCCACUUUUACAAAAUAUUGUUUGCAUUUACUUACCAAAGUUCUCGUAUUUAACCAAUGAAUUUAAUCGUCGACUUAAGCAAUUCAAAUAUUUUGGACACUUGAAGAGAUUUUAUGAAAAGCCAAUAAAGAAGCUUAUAAAUAAUAAAAAGAAGAGAAACGUUGGCAAAGAUGUGAAUAUUAUAUCACUCAGUAAGUUGUUAGGAGCAUUUCAGUUGUUGGCACUUUUUAUGAGUUUGGAAGUGUCGGUGUUUUUUGUGGAACUCAUUUCAGUUCAAAAUAGAUCUUUUAAGAGAUUUGUGGAACUUGUUCAUUAG
This is a messenger RNA of Eupeodes corollae, 1713 nucleotides long. RefSeq lists its product as uncharacterized. The transcript is spliced from 3 exons. Lineage: Eukaryota; Metazoa; Arthropoda; Insecta; Diptera; Syrphidae. The record is from RefSeq and is a predicted model, not a curated record. The coding region runs from base 1 to 1713 and encodes 570 amino acids.